Molecule: messenger RNA, 156 nt
Organism: Sparassis crispa
Lineage: Eukaryota; Fungi; Basidiomycota; Agaricomycetes; Polyporales; Sparassidaceae
Exons: 1
Coding region: 1-156 (51 amino acids)
Source: RefSeq, a predicted model, not a curated record
AUGCAGUCCCUGGUGCCGACGAGCCAGCAGGCAAGACAGCAGCAGGUGCGGGAGCGCGAGAGGGAGCGGGAACGCGAGGGAGAAUGCAAUGUGGGGCUUAGCCUGCACCCAUGUGCGAUGGCGCCGAGCCCGGGUGGGUACCGCGCAAUGGCGUAA